Molecule: messenger RNA, 1233 nt
Organism: Fusarium sp. VM40
Lineage: Eukaryota; Fungi; Ascomycota; Sordariomycetes; Hypocreales; Nectriaceae
Source: the annotation of a GenBank genome assembly
AUGUCAAACACAGCCGUCGGAAACGUUUACCAGGCGAUUAUUGACGAGGUGGUCAACAGCUCACGAGUCGAUUUUGAAGAGAGCGGUAUCGAAGAAUCGGUGCUAGAGGAGUUGCGACAGGGAUGGCAGAAAAAGCUCACUCAGCUUGAUGUCGCCCGAUUCCCUUGGGAUCCCAAGACUGACCCUCCUCCCGUACAAGCACCACCGCAAGCUGUACCACAGGCUCAGAAUCAUGCCCAGGCCCAGUUUGCGCCUCAAGUUGGCAACCCAACAGGUCUUUCUCUACCCGGGAUGGCCCAGCCUCAGAUCCAGAAUGGCGCCAAACCCGAAGGCAACUAUGUCAAGACCGAGUCUCCUGUGCCGAUCAAGCAAGAGCCCGGCUUGCAGGGCAACCCAAUGCACUAUCAGCAGUACAACAACAACCCCAACAUGGGCAUGAAUGACAAGAACAACGUAGCUGCCAACCGUGCUGCCCAGCAAUUGCAAGCUCAGUACGGCCAGCGUGCUGCCAGCUCUAUCAACGCCCUCCAUCAGCAGCAACAAGCACACCCCCAACAAGGUCAACAACACCAACAACAGCCAGGUUUACCCCAGCAACAUCAGCAGCAGCAGCAGCAGCAGCAACCAAAUCUCACACAGCAACAACAACAACAACAACAUCAACAGCAAAUGUAUCGUCAACAAAUGGCCGCAGCAACUGCCCAACAGCAACAACAACAUCCAUCCAAUGGCCAACCCCACAUCCAAAAUGGCCAGACCGACGGUGCUGCUGAUAUGGACGAGUUUGAGGGUGUGCUCAUGGAGCGGGCUGCUUCCGGGGAUCUACGUGAGCUUGGACGAGUUGAGAUCGACCGCAUGCUGCAUGAGCAGAUCCUCGCCAAGGCUAAGGCCAUGGAGGGCGGCGGCCUGAUGCUUCCUUUGAAGGAAGCUACUCGACACUCAUCCAACUCGAACUCGCGUGUAUCCAAGGGCAAGCAACCAGCCGCAUACGAUGGAGGUGACGAUGACGAAGAGGAGGAUGAGGAUGCAAUCAACUCAGAUCUCGAUGAUCCUGAAGAUGACCGGGACGACGACGACGUUGAUGACGAGGGGCUGGGUAAUAUCAUGCUCUGCAUGUACGACAAGGUUCAGAGAGUCAAGAACAAGUGGAAGUGCACACUUAAAGAUGGUGUCUUGACUGUCAACGGUAAGGAGUAUGUCUUCCAUAAGGCCACUGGCGAAUACGAGUGGUGA